CACCUAUAUUGCGCGCGACUCCAGUUCAUCAGUGUAAGAGAGUCUCUUUGGGAUAUUGGCUGUUGAAUUAAUUAUGAUGCUGCCAAACGCCAUUGUAAAGAUGAUUCUGUCGUUUUCGCCAUUCAAAAGAAAAAUAUAUUGAGUUAUCAUUAAAUAGACGAACUCUGUCCGAGGACGGCCCGGACCAAUAAAACGAGGCUUGCAUUCAUUCCAAGGAUUCUGUCAUAAUGCAUUGGACUUAAAUAUUCUUGCGCAAUUUACACUAUGCUUCCUGGGUAUAAUUUUUUCUGCAACGAGAAUUCAAAUUAAAUGAAAAAAAGAGUCUGAACACGCGUUAACGUCAGGAAUUACAAAACGUGGUCUUCUAGCAAAACUUUUCUCUGAUUUUUGCCGAUAAUUGUUGCAGUGUCUUCUGGUGCAAUGCCAAAGCAAUGGUGAUUUUUUUACACCAGUGAUCAUGAUGUUAGAACACGAUAUUUUGCCAUGAAAAUUGUUGGAUCAUUAUAGUUUCUUUGUAUGGCCAUUUGAUAUUGCUCUUUACAGUGAAGUGCGUAGAAAUUUAAUUAACCUUGGAAUUAAAUUACUACUAGUGGAAUCAUGAAUAAAUUGGACGGUUUAAUAGAGGUUCUAAGACUUCGGGAUAUAAGAGUUUUCAAAAAAGACGCAGAGGAGAAAUCGUUUGUGAAAUACGAUGAACUUGACGAAGCGUACUCAGAAGAAGAGGACAAGAAGUCUCGUUUCCUUGGUUAUUGUCCAUCGUGCACGUGUUGCCGAUGUCUCGCACAGCGCUACCUGGUGGCGAUACUCAGCUGCGUCGGGUUCCUGAUAUCGUUCGGUAUUCGGUGUAACAUGGGGGUAGCCAUCGUGAUGAUGACCAAAAAUAAUACGUACGACGACGACGAUAAACCUACCCCUGCACCAAUCCUCGUGAAGGAUGGGAACUCUACUUACUAUAACAGAACGGUUCCUACUUUACCACAUCUUCCACAGUUUUUGUGGACACCAGAAACGAUAGGAAUAGUGGACAGUUCGUUUUUCUGGGGAUACAUCGUGACCCAGAUACCUGGAGGUUACCUGGCAUCAAGAGUUCCCGCCAACAGAAUAUUUGGUCUAGCCAUAGGAAUUUCCUCAUUUCUAAACAUCCUAUUGCCUGGGGCCGCACAAGUUCACUAUGGUUUGGUGAUGGCGGUUCGAAUCCUGCAAGGGUUGGUAGAGGGAGUUACUUAUCCCGCCUGUCAUGGUAUUUGGAGACACUGGGCCCCGCCCUUAGAGAGAUCAAGGCUGGCUACAAUAUCCUUCUGUGGUUCCUACGCCGGGGCUGUCCUGGGAAUGCCACUGUCUGGAAUUCUGACCAAAACCCUUGGCUGGCAAUCUGGCUUUUACGUAUUCGGGAUUAUCGGGAUGAUCUGGUGUAUAUUCUGGAUGAUCUUCUCCUUUGAGAAGCCGUCCACUAACCCACACAUCACACAGGAGGAGCGGAUCUUCAUAGAGACAUCUAUCGCCGAGUCAGGGUGCCUUGUGGACAGGGACAUGAAGACUCCAUGGUUUAAGUUCAUCACCUCUAUGCCGGUCUAUGCUAUCAUAGUGGCCAAUUUCUGUCGGAGCUGGACUUUUUACCUGUUGAUUAUUUCACAGCCUAUGUAUUUCUCGGAAGUGUUUCAUUUCAAUGUGUCAAAGAGUGGGGUUUUAUCGGCUCUCCCUCACCUUGUGAUGGCAAUCAUUGUUCCCAUUGGUGGAUUCAUGGCAGACAAACUCAGGCAGCGCCUACUGACGACCACAACUGUCCGCAAGAUCUUCAACUGUGGCGGUUUCGGUUUGGAGGCUUGCUUCCUUCUUGGAGUCGCAAUCACCAGAAACACAACAACCGCCAUUGUUUGCCUGACUCUAGCAGUGGGGUCCAGUGGCUUUGCUAUUUCGGGUUUCAAUGUGAACCACCUGGAUAUAGCCCCCCGCUUCGCCAGCAUCCUGAUGGGUCUCUCCAAUGGGAUCGGUACUCUCUCAGGCAUGCUGUGCCCCGUAGUGACGGAACUUUUGACCAAAAAGGGGACUGCUGAUGAAUGGCAAACAGUUUUCAUCAUCGCAAGUGUAGUUCACUUCCUUGGGAUCAUAUUUUACGGAAUCUUCGCCUCGGGCGAGAAGCAGCCCUGGGCGGAACCGCCGGAAGAAGAUAGGUGGCGCCCGGAAGACACAUUGAAACCAGAGGGUUCUGGGAAAUUGUUUUCUUAUGGUGCUUUCCACGGAUUAGAUAGCCAAGCUGACGACAAAAUGAACAGCGGGGUUAUAUCUAAUGGACAUGUAGGAAAUAGCAGCACCGGGAACGGGGAAUAUGGCGGCUUCGAUAAGAGUGAGGAAUAUUAUAACAAUGGAUACGGAGGGGAUUAUGGAAAGAGAAUGUCGUUUGAUGCGCCAUUAUACAGUACGAAAGAGGAACUAGUACAAGUGCAGUCAAAGGAUAGCUAUUUAAAUGACAAAAGAGAAUUAUAAUAUUUGUGAUAUUAUUAGGUUAAGCGUGUGAACUUGACUCAUUGACUCAUUGUUCAACAACGACCAUGUCGCUAUGAUUAUACUAUGUCAUCUCGUGCACUAGAUCUUUACAUUUUAACGAUGUGAUUGUUAUAGUUUACAGGUAGAUAACACAAUUUCUGUGGUGUAGGUCGUUAUUUAUGUUUAAUUUUCAAUAAUCGUUAGUUAAUUUUUUUCCCCCCUAACAAAUAUGAAAUAUGUAGAUAUUUCAUAUAUUUCUAGUUAAAAGACGUCGUGCAACUAUGAAUCUAUACGAGAUUAUGCAUUGUUAAUAUUAUACUUAAGAUUUCUUUAUAUGUUUUACGGUAAAUUGUACCGUCAAAGUUAUCUCCAAGAUUUUUUCUCUCUGAUAUUAUUGUAUGUAUAUGUAGCAGGAAUAUUUAUACAUUUGUAACUAAUCGGAUUUAAUCUGUUCACAUUAUUAUGUUAAUCGUUGAAUUUAAAUCCCAAAAUUUUACUGAAUUUUAGGAAUGUUAUGCAGUUUAUAAAACAACUUACUAGCACAAAUACAAAUGACACAUGUACACAUGAAUGUAUAAGUUUAUGAUAAGGAACUUUAAAUUAAUAUUAGUUAGAUCAGGCAGUUUCUGUAUUAAACUUAGCAAUUUGUAGGAUCUGAAAAUUAUGCACCUCUAAGAAUUAUAUCAAUAUGUGUAUAGAUAUAGAAUACAUGUAUGUACAAUGAAAAAGUUGUUCAACAUUGGCAAUCAAGAUAAGCUGUGAUGCUUUGUUAGAAAUGGAAAAAUCUUUAAUAACCGUUAGAGAAUAACUGAUAAAAUUCUAAUCAAUGUAAAUGUUUUAAAUAGAAAUAAGAAUGAAGUAUACUAUCAUAAGACAAAACUGGAAUUUCAACAAAUGCCAGAUGAGCGUUUUUGACUUGUACUGUCAACCUAAUGGAUAGGCCGAUUUAUUUUUGUAAAAUAUUUUCUUCAAGGAAAGAGAUACAAUUUGAGAGUUAUUCGUUAAUGAUACGUUACUUUGUUAAUCUUUGUUUACAUAAAAUAGAAUGUGUGGUUAUAUAAUUGUAUGCAGUAAAAUCUUUUGUUUGAUGCAAUAA
Magallana angulata is the source of this 3580-nucleotide messenger RNA. Its product is annotated as vesicular glutamate transporter 1-like. Gene Ontology annotation, molecular function: L-glutamate transmembrane transporter activity; neurotransmitter transmembrane transporter activity. Gene Ontology annotation, biological process: monoatomic anion transport; transmembrane transport; regulation of synapse structure or activity. The transcript has 12 exons. The record is from RefSeq and is a predicted model, not a curated record. Gene Ontology annotation, cellular component: excitatory synapse; synaptic vesicle membrane. The coding region runs from base 598 to 2484 and encodes 628 amino acids. NCBI's taxonomy places the organism in Eukaryota, Metazoa, Mollusca, Bivalvia, Ostreida, Ostreidae.